GUUGAAGAAAGAAGAAGAACAAGAUUAAAGUUCUUCUUUUUUAGUUUUGGAUUUCUAUUUGUUGUUUGUUCUAUCCUCUGUAAAUAAAUCCUAAAGUUUUUCUUAUACACUCCAAGUUGCUUCGAUUGUGUUUGGCACGAUGAAGUCGACAACUCGGCUUGAUUCUUUGGUGUUUCAACUCACUCCUACUCGAACCAGGUGCGAUUUGGUUAUCAUUGCCAAUGGGAAGAUGGAGAAAAUUUUCUCAGGCUUGCUGAACCCAUUUCUUGCCCACUUGAAAACAGCCCAAGAACAGAUGGCUAAGGGAGGUUAUUCAAUUAUGCUUGAACCAAGUCCUGGAAGUGAUGCAACAUGGUUCAUAAAACACACUGUAGAGAGGUUUGUCCGGUUUGUGAGCACUCCAGAGGUCUUGGAAAGGGUGAAUACUAUAGAAUUAGAGAUCUUACAAAUUGAGGAGGCUAUAGCAAUUCAGAAUAAUGAGAAUUUAGGUUUGAACAUUGUAGAAGACCAUCAAAUCAGAUCUGUUGAAAGCAUCGAAGGUAGCAAGGCUGUAUCCGAUGCUGAUAUGGAGAAAGCAUUAGUCCUUUACAAGCCCGGGAUGCAUCCACAUCAAUCAAAUGGAUCCACCGUGCAGGAGGAAAAUUCAAAAGUCAAGCUCCUGAGAGUGCUGGAGACUCGCAAAACUGUGCUGCAGAAAGAACAAGGCAUGGCCUUUGCACGUGCCGUAGCUGCAGGUUUUGACAUGGACCAUAUGGCACCUUUGAUAUCAUUUGCGGAGUGCUUCGAGGCCACACGCUUGAUGGAAGCAUGCAUAAGGUUUAUGGAGUUAUGGAAGGAGAAGCAUGAAAGUGGUCAAUGGCUUGAAAUUGAAGCAGCUGAAGCAAUGUCUAGCCGAUCAGACCUGUCUUCCAUGAAUGCCUCUGGCAUUAUGCCUUCUAGUGAUACCAAGAAACAAAAGGAAUUUAGUGAAGCAUGGCCUGAUUCCCAUGGUGAGUUGGGCUUAGAAAACAAUGGGAAAGCAAAUGCUGCUGAUGCAGAUAUGAAUUUACAUCACAAUGGAGAUAAAAAGCCUGUCAUGGAUCCACAAUUGCCAUUUGGCCACCAUGAUUAUUUUCAAGGUCAAUUCCAGUAUCCUAUGUUCCCUCAGUGGCCUGCUCAUUCUCCAGCUGGUGCACCACCAGUCUUUCAAGGGUAUCCCAUGCAAGGCAUGCCUUACUAUCAGACUUUUCCAGGGAAUGGUCCAUUUUUCCCGCCGUCCUAUCCUCCUCCAGUGGAGGAUUUUAGAUUCAAUGCCACACAAGGGAUUGGACAGAAAAAGCAUUCCAUGGACAGUAAAGAUAGCAACACUGAAUCAGAGAGGGAGAUGGGUGUCUCCAGUUCAAAAUCACCGGAUAGUCUGGAGUUGGAGAAGGAAGGUUCACAAGGUCGAGAACCACAUAGAAAACCUGGUCGAUCAGGUAAAAGACAGUCAGGCAUGGUUGUCAUUCGGAACAUCAAUUACAUUACAUCAAACAGGCCAAAUUCAUCAGGAAGUGAAUCGCAUUCAGCUUCUGACCCUGAAAGUGACAAGGAAGCUGAGGAUUCACAGGUUGAUGUCCCAGAUGUGAAGCACAAGAAUUCUACAAGAUCUUCAAAAAGUAAAGGAAGCCGCAUAAAGUCUAGUGAUACCUGGGAUUCAUAUGAUAAGGAAGAGACAGUGUAUGGACAGGGGACAGAUGGUGGUCACUGGCAAGCAUUUCAGAACUGUUUACUGAGAGAUGAUAAUGAAAAUUCACGUGUGGUCAAUGAAGGUAUGUUUGCAAUGGAAAAAGAGGCUCAAGUUAGGAGAAGGCAAACUACAGCUGGUGGAGAUCCUAUAAUUCCUCAUGGACGAGAUUUGGGAGAAUAUCAGGAAGGGAGGAUGAUCGAAUUUGAUAGAGUCAGUGCCAAUCUGACCCGCAUGUUGAAGUUAGAAAAUGAGGAGUUGGUACUCUCUAAAGGAGAGUUACCUGGUGGAGGAUCCAGAGAUAGUCAAGUGGAUGUACCGUUGACAGAGAUGGAAGGUGGAAGGCAAGGAUUUCGGAGGACCUCUAAUGAUGAUUUCAUGAUAUAUAGAAGAGAAAACCGGUCAGGGGUUACUAACUCUCUCCAAGAUCCACUGUCUGAGAAUAGAUUUGAGCAUGCAGCAAAUAACUUGGACAGGAACUCAUCACAGAAUAUAACUGAUGAAUCCUUUAUAGUUCCUAUCAGGGCAAUCUCAGCAGAUCAGAUUGGAACUGAGAGCAGAAUGGCAAUUGAUAUCAGUUCUGAGCUACCAUCUGCACUCCAGAAGACAGAAGACUCAUCUGGUAGGAUUAGGACCCAGCCAGAUGAUUUGAGCUUGAUGCUAGAGCGUGGUUCAGAGAGGGAAACUAUUGGUUAUGACCCUGCAGUGGACUAUGAAAUGCAGGUUCAUACUGAAGAUGUCACAGUACAGAACAAAAACAAAAAAGAGGUCGUGACUAAGGAAGGUUCAAAGAAGUCAGACAAGGAUAAGAAGUCCAAAGUUAUGCGUGAUGGUUUGGAGAAGAGGAAGAUUGAGGCAGGAACAAGGAAAGGGAAGCUAUCAAAAUUGAGUCCCUUGCCUGAAGCACAAGCACGUGCUGAAAGUAUAAGGGCCUUAAAAGCUGACCUUCAGAAAAUGAAAAAAGAGAAGGAAGAGGAAGAGAUACGACGGUUGGAAGCUUUGAAGAGAGAGCGGCAAAAGAGAAUUGCAGCACGAGGAAGUUCUGGCCCUGCUCCAUCACCGUUGCCCUCUCAGCCAACCAGAUCACGGUUGCCAAUGAUCCUCUCCCCAAGUGCUCAGAAAUCAAAGUUCAAUGACUCAGACCCUGCACCAGUAUCACCUCUACAAAGUUUGCCUACGAGAACUGCUUCAAUGGGUUCCAAUGAUUCCCAGAAAAUCACUAAAAUCAACAGUCGUGGUGGUCUAGGGGGAAAUGGGUUAAGCCAUUCAGUGUCAUCAUUACCUGUGCGGAAAAAAGAGAUGGAUGGCAGCACCCCUGAAUCAAAGUCAGCAACAAGAACAAGGAGAUUAUCAGAACCUAAAACAAGCAACAGCCAUCAUGAUUCUUCAGUGAAAUCACGAAAUACUGAGCCAGUAUCAAAGCUAAAAUUAUCUAAUGAACCUGAGAUCAAGAAGAUCUCUGCAAUUAUGAGCCUUGACAAAAGUAAGGCUGCAACCCUUCCGGAACUCAAGAUUAGAACCUCAAAAGGACCUUCAGACAUGGGCCCGAACAAAUCAGCAGCAAAAGAAGCAGCACAGAAAACAAAUGUAAAUAAGUCUUCUGUAUCUUUGGAAGCCACUAAACUGAGGAGCAAUGAUAAAACUGCACCUAGUAGCAGUGGAGAUGACAACCCAAUUAUUGAGAAAACUGUUUUGAUGCUUGAACCUGUGGUACCCCCCAUUUCUAUUGCACAGGCAUCUGAAGUGAAGAUGGAGGCGGGAAAAGGACCAUAUGAUGAAGACAAAGAAGGAGAAAUAACAGAGGUGGUUUCAGAAUAUGCUGCCAUCCGUGCCCCAGUUUCACCACUUAAUGGAGAUGUCAGUGAAUGUGACUUAGAUGAGAGACCAGGUCUUUGUGAGGUGACACAAGACCAUGGAAUGGAGGAAUUACCAAAGGUUUCAAGUAUCAGUGUUUCCAACAAGCCAUAUCAGGCCCCAUUUGCUCGGAAUUCAUCUUUGGAAGAUCCAUGUACUACAAAUUUGGAGUUCAGUAAAGCACCAGCAACUAGUUCAGAUAUGGAAGCAACAAGCGCUGAGACUACCAAGGCUCAUGUAUUUAAUUUUACUGCCGUAAACUCUUCAGGAAAAAAUCCAGAAGCCUUGGAGAAGCCUCGGGGGAAGGAAUCUGCAGGGUUUAGAAGGCUGUUGAAGUUCGGAAAGAAGAGCCACAGUUCAACUGCCGCUGAGCGUAAUGUGGAAUCAGAUAAAUUGAGUGUUGAAGGCUCUGUGGCCGAUGAUCAUGAUCCAACAACUGCUUCUGAUGAUGAAGUUCAUACACUGAAGAAUCUUAUAUCUCGAGAUGAAACCCAAGAAUCAGUAACUACACAGAAGGUUUCUAGACCGUUCUCUUUGUUGUCGCCAUUUCGGAGCAAGAACAGUGGAAAGAAGUUGGCAACAUCAUGAUAAGAUGUAAAGAUACUAAUGUGGAAGCAGGUUGAGUGU
Messenger RNA from Telopea speciosissima, 4186 nucleotides. RefSeq names its product COP1-interacting protein 7-like. Bases 140 to 4147 code for a protein of 1335 amino acids. The record is from RefSeq and is a predicted model, not a curated record. NCBI's taxonomy places the organism in Eukaryota, Viridiplantae, Streptophyta, Magnoliopsida, Proteales, Proteaceae. The transcript has 14 exons.